Felis catus (domestic cat) is the source of this 806-nucleotide messenger RNA. It is a transcript of the gene H2BC5, whose product is annotated as histone H2B type 1-M. Bases 41 to 421 code for a protein of 126 amino acids. Lineage: Eukaryota; Metazoa; Chordata; Mammalia; Carnivora; Felidae. The record is from RefSeq and is a predicted model, not a curated record. Gene Ontology annotation, cellular component: nucleosome. The transcript is spliced from 2 exons. Gene Ontology annotation, molecular function: structural constituent of chromatin; protein heterodimerization activity; DNA binding.
CUUAGGUCUUAGCCACAGUGUCUUAGGUUUUAUCGCCGCGAUGCCUGAACCCACCAAGUCCGCCCCGGCCCCGAAGAAGGGCUCGAAGAAGGCGGUGACCAAGGCGCAGAAGAAGGACGGCAAGAAGCGCAAGCGCAGCCGCAAGGAGAGCUACUCGGUGUACGUGUACAAGGUGCUGAAGCAGGUGCACCCCGACACCGGCAUCUCGUCCAAGGCCAUGGGCAUCAUGAACUCGUUCGUCAACGACAUCUUCGAGCGCAUCGCGGGCGAGGCGUCGCGCCUGGCGCAUUACAACAAGCGCUCGACCAUCACGUCCCGGGAGAUCCAGACGGCCGUGCGCCUGCUGCUGCCCGGGGAGCUGGCCAAGCACGCCGUGUCCGAGGGCACCAAGGCCGUCACCAAGUACACCAGCUCCAAGUAGACUCGCCACGAGAAAUAUGAAUGGAAAGAAGAAAUGAAUGCAAACACUAACUGAAAAUGUGGAUGAGCUCAUAGAAUUUAUCAAGGAUGAACGUCUGUUUUGCCUGAGAAUGAUUGAUUAGUGUGCCUACCCUGCUCCAAUCUAACCCAUCCUGGUUUAGUGUACAUGGAUUCCGAAAGCAUUAUCUCAGUGUCAGAGCCUAAAUAAAGGGCUUUAGUAUUUUCAUUUCACUUGUUUUAAUUACGAAAACAGAAUUUACUGCUGUUACAGGCCUACAGGGAAUCAUUAUUUAUAAUGGACUAUGUUUGCUGGAGAAGUCUAAAUGAGGAGGGUAAAAAGUCUGUAAAUGAGAUGUUAAGAUCAAUAAAAUCGUGGAGAAAUGGAA